UUUUCAAAUUCCAUCAUAUAUCCUAUCCUAACCAAAAUCCUUGACAAUAUAAUUUCAUACAAGAACCAACUUAUUUCUCUAUCACAUCUUUCAUUUUCUUUCUUAAUUAUAGUAUGAGUGGAACUAUGUCUAGAUCCAACAACCAAUGGCAACAAUUUUAUCAAACCGACCAACCAACUAUGGUUCAAUCUUGGUCAAGCCAUGCAACCACUGAUGCAACCAACAUGGUCACAACAACAACCAACACAAACACGAACACGAACAUGAACACAAGUGUCUCUAACCAGCUAAACCGAGUAACAAGACCAAAUAACCCUCGUAGACGGUCAAGAGCUUCUAGGAGAACCCCAACCACGUUACUAAACACGGACACAACCAACUUUCGAGCCAUGGUUCAACGGUUCACUGGUGGUGGAAACAAUGUUGUUGACACAACCUCCAGUACUCCGUAUCUAUCAAACGACGUCUCGUCCGUUACUUCUGCUCAUCAGUUUUUGAACACUAGUUACAAUAGUAAUACAUCUAGUUUUAAUGAUGGCGUUGGUUUGUUGCACCCUAUGAUGAAUGACGACUACAACGUGCAGUUCCGGGCACCCAACAACGACCCGUAUUUCAUGAUGACGGUGGCUGAUGGUGGAAGUACUACUGCUGGUAAUGAUGGCGACGAUCAACAUAGGGGGUUUAGACAAAAAAGGGUCUUAUAAUUGGUAACGGAAUUACUCUACGUUAUGAAGACGUUCUUACAUAGUCCAUCCGUCUCAAAAAAUUAUCUACAUCCUUUUUUUUGAACUUUUUAUCGUUUUUUUAAUUUGACUUUUAUGUUUUAUAUAAUAUUUAACGGAAAAAUACAUGAAUCAAUUCAGUUUUAAAUGUAUUUCUAUUGAUAUAAUUUCCGUUCAUCAAAUAAUAUUAUACGUACUAUAUAUAAUUAAAACAAAGAUAUAUAGAUAAAAAUCUUAAAGAAAAAUCUUCAAAAGUUCAAAAAUACUCGUAACAAUUUUUUGGACGGAGGGAUUACUAAUUAGGAAAAUAAGAAUCAUAAGGGGUUUUGGUUCUCAUGCACUAGCUAGCUAUAUAUAGUUUAGUUUUUGUGUUCGAUCUUUAAUUGGCCGGCCACCUAAUUUAACAUUUUAAGUAUAUACUUAAAAAAAUCGUCAACAACUCUUGGGUCCAAGAUCUAUUAUGGUUUAGUUGCUAAUCAACUUAGCUUAAUUAUGAUUCUCAAUGUAAAUUAAUUUGUAUUGUUUACAUGCAUGCCUUUAGUUUGAGGUACAAGUUAAUGCAAGAUAUUAUCUUUGUUAA
Messenger RNA from Erigeron canadensis, 1302 nucleotides. RefSeq names its product VQ motif-containing protein 22-like. The record is from RefSeq and is a predicted model, not a curated record. The transcript has a single exon. Bases 114 to 704 code for a protein of 196 amino acids. Lineage: Eukaryota; Viridiplantae; Streptophyta; Magnoliopsida; Asterales; Asteraceae.